AUGAGAAUACCUCUAGAGUUACUGCCCUUCAGCAGUCUUUCAUCGUUAGACUUGUUCGGGUCGCUAUUUGAUUUUACAAGUUCAUCGCCGUCAUGUCCUUCGGGCUUGCCGUUGACAUGCUCAAACCAUACUGCUAUCGUAGAUACCUGUUGCUUUGAGCAUCCGGGUGGAAUAAUGCUGCAGACUCAGUUUUGGGAUUACACUCCACCACGAGGCAUGGAUUCUGGUCCCUGGAACGACGAUCUCGAGAAGCAUUUGGGACCAAACACUUCUUUCACGAACCAUGGGCUGUGGCCAGAUAACUGUGAUGGUGGCUAUCAACAAUUUUGCGACAGUUCCAGACAGAUAGACGAUGUAUACCACCUACUGGAAUCUGACCAGUUCAAUCGCGGGGACGGACUGGAAAUCCGGGGUAAAGACCUGUUAGAAGAUAUGGAUAAGUUCUGGAAAAGUAACACCGGAGACGAUGAGUCUUUGUGGAUUCACGAAUUCAACAAACAUGCAACUUGUAUCAAGACGAUAAGGCCCGAAUGUUACGCUAGGUGGGAUCGCUCUAGUGUUACCAGAAAUGUAGAAGAUUACGACAAAACAGCGGUCUACGACUAUUACAGAAUUGCUAUGAAGCUGUAUCAGAGUCUGGAUACUUUCAAAGCUCUUGAAAAGCACAACAUUGUCCCCUCGACGACUAAGAGCUAUACUCGCGAGGAAAUCAGCCAAGCUUUGAGCUCUGCGUUCCAGGAUAAGAAAGUUUUCUUCAAAUGCGACCGCAGCAGAAGUCUAAAUGAAAUUUGGUAUUACCAUUUGCUCAAAGGGAGUUUGUUAAGUGAGGACUUCAGAGCCAUUGACGCUCUAGGUGCCACUUCAAACUGUCCUGCGGAUGGUAUAAUGUUCUAUCCCAAAGGAUACCGGCCCGGGAAUGGACGGAAGCCAGGGAAUCCCGGAAAUGGAAAACCUGGCAUCAGAGGUAUUAUUCGCAUCAGUGGCUUUUCUGGUAUGAUUAUCAGAAAUGGUCAUUGGAUGUCCUCUGGUACACCAGCAAAUUUUAAUCUUAUUGAGGCGCCCUUUGGUAACUACUACCUCAAAUCUAGAACUGGAUAUUGCGGCCCUGACGACCGUCACGAUGGUGCAUUGAUCUGCAACAAAGGCUUGGGGAAUGCGGCGCAGUUCGAAUACGACAGUCAAAAAGGAUAUCUGGGAUUUUCUGGUAGUUUUGACUGGCACGCUGACGAAUAUCCAAGAAGACGUCAACAGUCACUCGUCUACGCCGGUCGUUCUGAGGAUUCGAAAUACCCGUUCAAACUAAAAUUCGUUAAAACUCACUAA
Molecule: messenger RNA, 1323 nt
Organism: Lachancea lanzarotensis
Lineage: Eukaryota; Fungi; Ascomycota; Saccharomycetes; Saccharomycetales; Saccharomycetaceae
Gene: RNY1
Product: LALA0S10e02058g1_1
Exons: 1
Coding region: 1-1323 (440 amino acids)
Biological process (GO): RNA catabolic process
Cellular component (GO): extracellular region
Molecular function (GO): ribonuclease T2 activity; RNA binding
Source: RefSeq, a predicted model, not a curated record